CGGAACCGGACUGACGUUGCACUUGGAAGGAGAUUCGGUUCAGGAAGUAACCGGAACUCGCGGUUCAGGUUCGGUGCUCCGAUCCAUGUGGCAGCUAGACAGUUAGUGGCCUGCUCACUCGCUCAGGGACCAGGGACUCCCGUCGACCGUACCGAGCACAGCUAUACCGUUCAACCGUUCCCGCAAAUGCAAUCGGUACGAUGGCCUCUGUGUAUGGUUCAGUGAGCGACGGCAUGGAGUCAGACAGUGGUGUCCCUGGGGUUCGGUCAGUCGCGUAGCAUAGGACGUGCCGUCACUCCUGCAUGCACCAGCUUCGCGCUGGGAACGGCUUCUGCACAAACAAAAAUAAUCACACACACACACACACCAACACACAUAAAAGGGCUCCGGGGUGCACUCCUCCCACUGGCGGUUAUGGCGUAAGCGAGUAACGAUUCCCAAGACAAGGUGUAAAAGUUUAGACCAGUGCCCACGGUUUGUUUGAGAAGUUUGAGUGACCUCGAAAAGCGGAAAGUCCCUGCAUAGUUUUCAACCGCUCCGCUGUGGCUCCAAGCCACACCCUGCCCUGACCGCAGUCCACCAUGAGCUCGGCGGACACCGACAGUAAUAUGCCCGUGGAUCCCCGGGUGCAGAUUGAACUGGAAAAGCUGAACGAAGCGACGGACAGCAUCAACAAGCAUGAGGUGGACCUGGACGAGGCGAAAAAGGAGUUCCGUGAGUUGCUGCGCGAAAGUGCCGAGAAGAUAAAGGCCGUCGCCAGGAAGGUGGGCAAUUCGAUCGAUGCGGCAAAACCAUACUACGAGGCGCGCCUCUAUGCAUCGCAGCUGGCGAAGGAGACGCAACAGUGCGCACUCAACUUCGACAAGGCGAAAUCGGUGCACGCCGCGGCCAAGGAGAUGGUGUACCUGGCCGAGCAGGGCCUGGGCGAGAAGUCGACGCUCGACACGGCCUGCCAGGAGAUGCUGACGCACGCGACGACCCGCGUGAACGAGAGCCAAAACGAUUGCACCGAGAUGCGCAACAUACUCAAGAUCAGCGAACUGAAGCUGGAGGUGGCCAACAACCGGGUGUGCAAGCUGCAUUCGCAGCUCAAGGGUGCCAUCCGCGCCUCGAGUUUCAAUAUUCGGCGCAAUCUGUUAAUGAUAAACAUGCUCGCGUAUCAGCACGAGUUGCUCUUUUUACCGUACUACGAGCUGCGCGCGAACUACAACGCGCUGCUACUGGAGCAGAAGCAGAAGGUGGUGGAGCUGGAGGCAAAGGUGGCGGUGUCCAAGCUGCGGUAUAACGAGGCCUUGACCAACCUGGAGCGUAUCUCUGAGGAGAUUCACCAGCAGCGAAAGGCGCGCGCCAACAGCAUGGACGAGGAUGGUUCGUGCUCGUCAACGUCGUCGGCCACCAACCACCGGAGCAAGAUGCUGGCGAUGCACCUGCCGUUCAACAAGUCACCGUCGGCCGCGAAGAUCGAGUGCAGCGACGAGUACAUGGAGCUGCCCGCCAAGCUCACGAUCAAGGCGAGCCCGAUCAAGCAGAAGUAUCUCGAUAAGCUCGACUGCCCGCACCUGCUGAAGGACUUUGCUCGCAAAACAAGCCCGAACGCGGAAAGCGACUCCGACAACUACCAGUUCUCGCCGAACCCCACGAUCGACGACAUCACCAACAUGUCGUCGGAGGACAUCGAGCAGUGGACCGAGAUACGGCUGUCGAACUCGAACAGCAGCAGCUCGGGCUACUCGCAGCACAACUCACUCGUGCUCGAGGAAGCGCCCACGCCGCAGGACGAAACGACCGACUCGUCGUCGGACGACAGUCCCAAGGCGAAAGCACGUAUCAUUAAGAUGGAGACGUACGUACCGGACGAUGGGACGACGGUGCCGCGCAAGCGGGAAGGCCUCACCGGGUGGAUCACGAAGACGGGCGGAUCGAUCAGCACAUCAUCGGCAGCCGUGGCAGCGGCGGUCACGGGCGGGGCAGCCAGCAGCAGCGCCGUGUCGGUCGGAGGCCGUCGCCAAAGUCUCGAUAUCAUCAUCGACACCGGUGACCGAGUGAAGGAUGCGUUCACCCAGGGCAUCCAGCGGAUUGGCAAAACGCUGGAGCGGCGCAACAGCGAGUCCGAGGUACCGGGCGACGAAACUGUAGGGAGCGAUUUUUUUCUCUUCCAGCGCUCAGACCCUGCGAAGGAUGGUCUCUCGGAUGAGCAGGUGGAGAACCUUCUUCUAGACCAAGACUGCUCCGAUAUCUUUCAGAAUGUGGUGAACAUAUCAAAAUGAACCGACAAUGCGCUUCGGAGAAACGGGAACCGGGGCCUAAGUCGCGGCGCCAACCGGUAGACGACGUGUAGAUACCGAACUAGUAAGGUGUGGCGACGGUCGGUGGACGUUGUGCCCCGCAGCAACUGUAGCACCACGCAGGACGAAUGACAGUGGCAGCACCGAUGACCGCCGACGGGUAGCUUCUCAGUUCUGGCGCUGCCAGCGAGCAACGUGCCGUGGGAUCAACUGUGAGCUGUUCCCGUGACUGGCACACCGGGACGUUACCCUACCAGAACGGCGUGGUUAAUAGGGCCCGGAUCGCCGACGUUUCGCGUUCUCCAGCUGCACCACUUGUAGUCCUGCGGUUGCAAGGCGGCGUUGGGUAGUGAGUGUAGAAAAGUAACUAAAAAACGACAGAAAAAAUGCUAAAACAUGAAGCAAUUAUUCAUUACAAAAAAUUAAAUAGAACAUAGUAGGCAAUGGGAACCGUGUGCGCGUGAAAAACACCGGCCAUUUGUAAGAGUGUUGUUAAUUUACCAUAGAUUCGCAAUCGCCAGCAAUAAAACGUGCAAAGGCAACAGAACGGUUGUAAAGCUA
This is a messenger RNA of Anopheles cruzii, 2846 nucleotides long. RefSeq lists its product as uncharacterized. Gene Ontology annotation, cellular component: cytoplasm. Gene Ontology annotation, molecular function: protein kinase inhibitor activity. NCBI's taxonomy places the organism in Eukaryota, Metazoa, Arthropoda, Insecta, Diptera, Culicidae. The coding region runs from base 582 to 2267 and encodes 561 amino acids. Gene Ontology annotation, biological process: negative regulation of protein tyrosine kinase activity; intracellular signal transduction. The record is from RefSeq and is a predicted model, not a curated record. The transcript has 7 exons.